CGCAAGACCGAUUUCAAUAUUGUAUUGAGAACGUUCCUACACGAGAUAAUUCUGUACAAUGAAUCGAGCGUAUUUCUUGUUGCUUUUAAUAGCGCAAUUAAUAGUUAUUUUAUGCGUUAAUGAAAAUAACGUUAUCCGUGAUUAUUUUACAUUCAGAAAAGUGGAACGGAUCGUCGGGUUCUCUUGUGACAAUCUAGAAAGUGCGUAGCGAACAUUUUGUAAAAAAUAUUUUUUUAAUUCGAACGUAUAAAAUCUUAUUUUUAUUCCAUAAAAAUCAGAUAACUUUAAACUUGCAAAAACGUUCAACAAUAUGUAUACUACGUAUAUUUCAAUGUUGAAUUCUACGGUUGAAUUGCGAUUAGAUGUUAAGAAAAUUCUAAGAGCAGAAUACCAUCGAUUAGGUAUUUUUUUGGAUUCUCGAUGCGAUCAUAGUCGAUACAGAAGAAUCCUAAUAGAUGUAAGUAAUUUAUCUUUUGAAAUAUUGAAACAUCAUAACAUUGAUGUAUGUAACAAUGUUAUGAUGUUUCAAUAUUGUCAUAUUUGUUCAUAUUUUUCAUUUAUAUUAUAUUUAUCCUCAAAUUAUGUAUUCGAUAUAUUUCUUUUUCUAAAUAUAAUUUUCAUUAUUAGAAUAAAUAAAAAAUUAUUCAAACUAUUCAAGAAUUAUUAAAAUUAAAAAUAGUUUAAUCUAUUGUAAUUAUUUAAUAAAAAUUCAAAAAUUUCAUAAUUUUUAAAUAAGAAAAAUAUCAUCAUAAUAAUUUUGAUUUAAAUUUCUCAAUUGUUAGAUAUAAAUGUCUAGAUUAUUAUAUUAUAUUAUUAUUAUUAUUAUACUUAUGUAGGCAACUAAAUAUUCUAUGUACGAUGAAAUGCAUAAAUGGUUAAUCUUGGGUUCAAAUUUAAGCCAUGUAUUAGAAAUAUUAAACGAUGAAACGUUUACUGUCUCUACUGACGUUAUAAUUGCUGUGCCAUCAGCAGAUAAUUAUAUUUUAUACGAUGUGUACAAUCCUUGUAAAGAUCGAGGAGGAUCAAUGAAUGUAACAUAUUUUGGAAUGUGGAAUUUUGAAACAGGAUUAAAUGUUAAUUUAAAUCAAUCGAAAUUCGCGAGAAGAUCAAAUUUGCAUGGAAUGAAACUUAAAGUUGGAAUUGUAGUUAAUUUUAAACCAGAAAAUAUGUCACUUCACGAUAUGAUGUUACAAUAUAACAUGAAAUCGAAAUAUGGUCGAUCGAAAUUUUUAUAUAUAUUACUGCAGCAUAUGUCUGACAUCUUUAAUUUCACUAUGGAAAUUGUACAAAUAAAUGCUCAAAGAAGAUUCGAUAAUUCUGGCCCUGUUUUCGCAGCUUUUAAAAAAAAGCUGAUAGAUUUUUCAGCAAGUCCAGUCGCGAUGAAAGUUGACAGACUACAUAACGGUGAUAUAAUUAGACCAGUCUGGCCAAUACGAUCGUGUUUCUUGUUUCGUACGAUUUCUUCGACAAAAAUUAAACCAGAUCAAUUUCUGAAACCUUUAUCCGUGAAAGUGUGGUAUGUGAUACUUGCCAUGAUAGGAGUCGUAACUACAAUUUUAAUUAUCUUUUUAAAAUUAGAAAAUAUUCGUACCCCCACAGAGAUUUACGGUCUCUCUGUUUUACUCACAAUAGGAGCAUUGUCACAACAAGGCUCUGCAUUUAUUCCAACUCGUUGCGCAAGUCGGAUCGCACUUCUACAAGUUUUAUUUUUUAGUUUGUUAAUUUUGAAUUAUUACUCUGCAAGUGUGGUAUCAAGUCGUUUGAAAAAUAAGGAGGAGAAGAUGAACGACUCUUUAAUCAGUUUGGCAAAAAGUAAUUUGAAGCUUGCAGUAGAACCUACGCCGUACAUUCGUUCCUUUCUUCAGGUAUCAGACAAAGAAGUGAAAUACUUUUAUGACAAUUGUUGGACGAAAAUACCAGAGUCGUAUAAAUACUUGCCCCUGGAAGAGGGACUUAAUCGUGUGGCGGAGGGUCGUUUAGCUUAUCACACGAUGACCGAUUCUGCUUAUCCAUACAUCGAACACACGUUCAAUCAUCGAAGUAUUUGUGAACUUACAGAAGUUCAUUUGUUCCGUGCUGUUCUCGCAUUUUAUGCAAGGCAUCACAGUCCUUUUACUGAACUUAUGAAAGUAGGUUUAACUAAAAUUCAUAAUGUGGGUAUCCAGAAACGUGAAUUGAUACGAUGGACGGCUAGAAAACCUUUCUGUCCGAAUAACCUACUUAUUGCUGAACCUCUAUCGAUUCAUGAAGCUGCGCCGAUUUUUAUGUUUUUGUGCAUCUCUAUUGUUCUAUCGAUUCUCAUUUGCAUUAUUGAAAAUAUGAUCUUCUGUCUUUUUUCGACACGGGAUAGUACAAUGCAUGGUAUUAUUUUCUUUAUUUUAUUGCAAUUUCUUUUAAUCUCUAAUGCACAAGAUCAUAUAUUCAUUCGUGAUUAUUUUUUGUAUAAAAAAGUACGAAAUGUUGUGGGAUUUUCUUGUGGUGAUACAAUAGGUGAUUUUAAUCUUCUGAAAACGCUAAGCACCACGGGUAUAUUUACGAUAAUAAGAGAGUCCAGUGUGAAGAUUGACUUCCGAAGAUUUAUGAGAAGUGAAACUUGGACAGUAGGCGUCGUAAUCGAUUUGCGAUGCCAUAAUGAAACUGCUGUACGAAUUUUCACAGAAAGUUCAAAAUAUCGAAUGUAUGAUUAUUCAUACAAUUGGCUAAUACUGGAUUCGAAUUAUAAUCACAGUAUUUCACUUUUGAACGAUACUGCUUACAAUAUAAUAACAGAUGUUGCUCUCGCUAUAUCGAACAAACAUGGCUUCGAUUUGUAUGAUGUCUUUAAUCAUUGCAAAUAUCGUGGUGGUAUGUUAAACGUUACUGAACUUGGUACUUGGCAUCUUGAUUCUGGAUUAAAGAUAUUUUUGACGCAACCAUUAAUUAACAGAAGGGCUAAUAUGCAUGGAAUGAGAUUAAAAAUAUCUGGAGUGAUUCAAUAUAGGCCAAAAGACAUGCGACUCGAAGAUUAUAUGCAGGAUAUAAAUACGAGAUCCUUAGAUAGUAUGCAUAAGUUUGUGCAUGCCAUGAUUUUACAUAUAGGAGAACUUUUUAAUUUCAGUGUUCACGCUUCAGAAAUAAUUUACUGGGAUCGACACAGUGUACACGGUUUGAUUUUCGAAUUUUUACAAUCGAAUUAUAUCGAUUUUGCCAGUAAUCCGAGAAUAAUGGUGUCUGAACGAUUAGAUUAUGCUAGUCUCAUCGGUGCAGCAUGGCCAAUUAAGCCCUGUUUCAUGUUAUUAUCGACCUCAACCAAUAAGAUUAAAUUAGAAAUUUUUUUGAAACCUUUUACACGUCAAACAUGGUACGUAUUUGCUGCUUUUGGAAUAUUUUUCAUAUUCAUUAUGAAAGUAAUAAUGAAUCGUGAAGAUGUCGGCAAAAGAGAAAAAUAUUCCGAUGCAAUUAUAUUGUCGGUCGGAAUUCUGUCUCAACAAGGUGCGAAUUUUUUACCAAAACGAUUGCCAAGCCGUAUAGCUCUAUUUCAAAUAACUGUACACAGUUGGAUAAUGUACAAUUAUUACUCUGCCAGUAUUGUAUCGGCUCGAUUAAGUGAGCCUCUCGACAUGAUGGAAGAUUCUGUAACUGUUCUUGCUGAUAGCAAUCUAAAAAUCGCGGCGGAAGCUGUACCAUAUUUAAACUAUUUCUUAUACAAUUUGAACUGGGAAUCGGAUUACUUUCGCAAAAAACGUUGGGAUCCUUUGCCAGAAUCGAAAAGAUACUUACCAAUAGAGGAAGGUAUUAGACAAGUGGGUCAGGUAUUUUAGCGUAUCACACGGAUCCAAAUACAGCGUAUCC
This is a messenger RNA of Apis florea (little honeybee), 3831 nucleotides long. RefSeq lists its product as uncharacterized. The record is from RefSeq and is a predicted model, not a curated record. Lineage: Eukaryota; Metazoa; Arthropoda; Insecta; Hymenoptera; Apidae.